Messenger RNA from Corticium candelabrum, 2218 nucleotides. RefSeq lists its product as uncharacterized. The transcript has 10 exons. The coding region runs from base 17 to 2023 and encodes 668 amino acids. Gene Ontology annotation, biological process: homophilic cell-cell adhesion. Gene Ontology annotation, cellular component: plasma membrane. Lineage: Eukaryota; Metazoa; Porifera; Homoscleromorpha; Homosclerophorida; Plakinidae. The record is from RefSeq and is a predicted model, not a curated record.
CCACCUGAUCUGCACUAUGCGUCACCUCUCAGCCCACUGUUGCACACAAAAGCAGACAACAAUGUGGACGCCACUCGUCGCGCUAUGGAGUGUCUCGAUUCUCCUAGAGCAGCCCGAUGCUGCCUCGUCUAAAACAAUCGUUUGUGGAUCAGGUCCUCAUGUUCUCUCUAACCAGACAACAAGUAUUGAUGUUUAUCAGAAAGAGGGAAACACUAUCAGACUGAAUAAAUCAAAGCCCAGCGUGGCUGGGUGGAUAUUGAGGUUUACAAACAAGUUGCAGCAGAAACCUGUUUUCAGAAGUCUCAAAAUCUCAAAACUCGAAAUUGGUACAUAUAUAGUAAAAGAAAUGAAACCCUUGUUUCAAGGUAUAACAGUUGGGUAUUAUCCACAAACUCAUCUUCCUUUGAUAAAAGCAGUUCUCAACCUAUGGGAGAGACCAAGUUUACAAUGGUCAAAUUCUCAACAACAGACUAACAUUACCAUCUACGAAAACCGAAUGCUAACGAGAAUGUGUUUCAAUGUAACUGCUGGACAGCCUCGACCGACAGUAGAAAUUGUCAAACUGCCAGACAACAGAACGGCUGAAACUAUCGUUCUCACUCAAACGAGCAAUCAUUCUAUCUGUCUGACUUCACAACAUCUAAAUCAAAACGACACUGGAACUUACAAUGUGAUAGCCCGGAACUGUCUACAUCCGGCAUCCGCUCCACUGUCAUUCACCAUUGAAGUACUUCCUGCAGAAGUGCCUUCGCUAACAAUUCUCGAUAUCCAAUCAGAACAAAUUGUAAUUGCCAACACGUAUGUUAGAGGCAUAACUGUUUCAUUUGGUGAUAACAUUAUAAUGAAGUUUAUUAUCUCUGGAAAUCCCAAACCAAGCCUUUUGUGGACACACGACAACAAACCUUUACAACAGUCUAACAGAGUUCAAUACAAUGCCACUCAUUUCUAUCUCAUGAAUGUCUCGACUUCAGACUCAGGCAACUAUUCAUUUGUAGUUAGAAAUGAGAUCGGUGAAUCAUCGUCAGAGAUACAACUAUUGGUUCAAGAGCCUACAGAGUCGAUCUUCAUACCGACCUUGAGAUCAGAAAUGACAGGGGACAUUGCCACCAUACCUUUGACAUCUUGUUGCCAUGGAUCCCUCAGUGACACUUCAGAUUCUGGAUUGGCUUGGUGGGGAGUUUUUCUGAUUGUACUUUUUAUGCUUGUGGUUAUUGGUGUCCUUACUUUCUUUGCUUAUAAACACCGUGAGACUGUUAAUGACUUUGUGACCAACUUCUGCAGCAGGGCAGGUAACAGUAAGAGUCCAACAGUUCACUGGCAUGUAACAACAGCUUAUACCAUGGGAGAAAGUGACAAUCGUACCCGUUGGGAAGAAUAUGCUGAUGACCAUGAUGACUCUGGCGACGACCCUGACCCACUAGCCAUAAGAUCAUUUGAAUCAUUUAAAGCCAUCCGUCCAAAGCACCACCCCAGUCUCCCACCUGAGUUCUAUAAACCAUAUCAACAACCAACAGCAACAGCACAAACUGAUGAAACAGACAGAGAAGGAGAAGAAGACGAAGAAGAAACAAAGUUCACAGGAAAACUACCAGACGUCGUUCAGCCAUCAGGCAAUGCAUUUUCAGAAUACGAUGCUAAUCGAGAUUGUGAAUCAUUCCAAGAAGCAGAGGGCCAGACUACUGCAGACAAGGAUAGAACUGCUCAGGCAACAGCUAAUGACUUAAAUUCAUCUGAACACAAAAUUUCAUGUGCUAUUGAACUACCAUGUUCCGAAGAGCCACAGCCUCGAGGCGAAAAUGAAGAAAAAUAUGAAGAGGAUUAUUGCUCUGAUAGAAUCAUAUACUCAUCUAUUAUCCAUCCCCAGCCAUCACCAACUCCAAGAGAUGGCGAUACACCAACACCACAACAUGGGACAGAAAACAUAUACGCUGCAGUCAAAAAGGAUUCCAAAGCAAAGAAAGAGAAAUUUCUAAACUACGUUGAACUCGACCUCACAGCACUCCAGCAGAAGUAUUGCAAAUGAUUGCCUGGCACCAAAUGUGACAAUUUUUUAGUCAAUUAACCAACUUUUUCCAUUUUUUCUUAUUAAAUAGCUUUGUUGCACUUAAAAUCCCCACAGUAUGUUUCUAGUUUUACACAAGAUGCAGCACAAUCAAAACGUCAUGACAGAAUUCUCCCACGUGAAUAUCAAGACUUUGAUGAUGUUGCUGUUCUACCU